Molecule: messenger RNA, 1355 nt
Organism: Babesia bovis T2Bo
Lineage: Eukaryota; Apicomplexa; Aconoidasida; Piroplasmida; Babesiidae
Exons: 1
Coding region: 34-1320 (428 amino acids)
Source: RefSeq, a predicted model, not a curated record
UAUAUUAUUGUUUUUCCUAGCUGUACGUAGCAAAUGUCAAGAAAUGGUACAGCGACGCCAAUGGGCAACGAUGUGUACGAAGGUACAUUCCGCCUGGAAUGCUACGGUCCGAAUGAUACCAAGGUAAUGCGAUAUUACAACGGAUGUACUUUAAAAGAACUGGAAGUGCGUGAUUAUUUCACAGCGCGUGCAUUAGCCACAACGAAUAAUGAAAAUGACCUAGAGACAGCACUGGAACGCGGAAACAAUGAGAACUGGCAUAUACCAGCGUCCACACUGUGCAUGGCUUCUAGUAUAUGGACACAAAAAAGCGUACCCGUAGAAUGGGAUGAAGCUAAAAAAUAUCAUAUGAAUUCAUCCCAAGUAUUCUCAAAAGCUAGAGCGUUACUGGAUUGCCUGCAUUCGUCGAAGCGUCUGAACCUUAACCAUACAGUAACAGCACAUGAAAUCAACAAUAAUGUCGUCAAAUAUGCAAUCAAAGGACGCAAUACGCGCCUAGUGGAUUGUGCAAGCAAGUCAAGAAAACUAAGUAAGAUAAUAUCGCAAUCUAUAGGACUGCAGACAAACUUUCUGCGUGUACUAUCGGAAAUAAAAAAACAAUUUAAAGUGCUCCUCAAUAUACGCAAUCUAGUGGAUGUAUCGUCAUUUGACGUCGAUUAUCCAUCGACAUUCUCCGUUUUUGUAAUAUUCUACGAUAUGGAUCUAAAUCUAAACCAAGAAAGCGAACCACAAGUAUGGGAGUCAUGGGAUCUGCAUAAACUCGUACAUCCAGGAAGACCACAACAAUGCCUAGUGUCAUACUAUGAAGACGAUAACCCAGAAGCUGGAUUAUUGACAAAGAUGACAUUUCCCACACAGGUGUCAUACUUUAUUGAGCGCAACUUCGCCCUUACAGUUAAUGGAGCACACGUGCCAGUAUACACCAAAGAUGGAUGCAACCCAGUUAUAUACCGCCUCAGAAACGCACAAAUGUGCCUUAUAGAUCGGUUCAUAUUCAUCGCAAUAUCCCAAGCAGCAUUGGAACCACUAAGGUCACAAACACCUAUCAUUGUGGAAGGUGUUCAUGUGUUCGUUAAAAGUAUGACAUCCGAACGGCUCACUAUAGUAUUCGAAGGAGAGAUGCUAGAAUUAGGUUACAUCAGCUUUGGCAAUGAAGAAGUUGGCGACGUUGUCUGGCGGUUGGUGAUAACCAAACUGCGCGACCUGACCAUUGAAUACUGGAAACGCCAGGUUUACCAAAGAGAUCGUCAUGAGCUGUGCCUACUCACCUCAUUUUUAAAAUACACAGUAAAACUUUUCACUAAAUUUGUACUAACUUAAACGACAGCCUUUUCCCCAUCCCGCGUCAGGUACCG